AUGAAGAAAUAGAGUCGGAUUAUUAUAUGUCAAAGAAGUAUAGAAAUAACCCACAGAAAGCGUACCAGAAGAAGUUACUGCAGGAUAUAAAGAUUCAGUUCCAGAAAGCUCUGGCGAAGCUGAAUGACCCGAAUACUAAGGAGAUAGGGUUUAGAGAGCUUCAAAAUAUUGUGCUUGAAUACCAAUCUGAGGAAUGAUUAAGGUUGUACCUGAGUCUGCUUUGAGAUAGAAUUAUAAAGACUGAACGGACUGAAGUAAUCCUCAUGUUUGGAUUCUUAGCCCAGGUAUAUAAAUUGGCACUCCUAGAUCCAUUGGAUAAGCCUCCGAACGUCAUCAAAACAGUUGUGAGAAUUUGAGAUGAGAUUUAUUCAUACCUCAAAACAAACGUAAAUGUUGUUGAAGAGGCUUGAAGUUCAUCUCUCUUAGAGAUCUUUACUCAUUGAGUUCCUGACAAGGAUGAUAAGUUCCUUGUAUCAGCUAUUUUCUAUAAACCCCUUGCGGGUUAUAUAGCCGCUGGGGGAGAUAAGGUAGCUCAGGAGAAGGCUGCCUUCAUUCUGUACAAGUUCAUCACUCACCUGAUCGAAGAAGACUACUAUGAUCUUGCCAACUUCUUUGCUCCAAAAAUAAUAGCAUUAUAUGUAAAGUCUUCCUGCAUCUCUGCUGAGUUCACCAAGACUUGUGUCUUGGUGCUCAAACAUGUAGGAGUGAAGUACUUUGUUACUUUUAUCAAUGAAAUUCUUUUCAAACAAAUUGAAAUUCUCACCUUAGGCAAAUCUUCGAAGGAACAAAGAAUUUCAAGGGUAGACACACAGUACCACAAGGAGAAAGUAGCCUCUUGAGAGUUCCUAGCUGAGCUUGCAAUUUCUUUACAAACUGUUCCAGAUCUGCUCAUUGGAUUUGAAGAGAACGUCAUGGAAGUUCUUGAAGAUACAAUGUCCGAUAGAGUCGUCAAGGUCCAACAAGCAGCUCGAUUUGCCAAGAAAAGAUGGGACGAUUUCAACAAAAUCUUUGAUGUGAUAGAAGAGAAGAAAUGGGUUGUUGACACUGAAAUGACUGGACUUUAUCCUGAGGAAAUCUUACAGAUUAGAACUGGAUUGGAAGAUACUGCGAAUGAAAGAAUAACUUACUUUCUUCAAAAUAAGGUAAAAGAUCUUUACUCAAAAGGCCCUAAACAAUCUGAUCCAAGUCCAAUUGGCAAAUAAGGGAAGAUCUAUGUCUAUGGGAAGCGAUUCCAACAUUCUAGAUUCUAAUCACAACAAAAAUAAUUAUGCUUAUCCCCAUAAAGCUGUUAGAACUGGGGAAAACUUUGCAAAGUUUGAAUUAGAUGAUUCAAUGUGGCAAAAUAAGGUAAAAUCCAGCAAAUUCCUGAAAUCAAGGCAAGGCUUCGGAGGAGGCAACAUCCCUGGCAAACGAAUUGGGAAGAAAAUAAGAACGUACUACUAA
Moneuplotes crassus is the source of this 1443-nucleotide messenger RNA. The record is from the annotation of a GenBank genome assembly. Lineage: Eukaryota; Ciliophora; Spirotrichea; Euplotida; Euplotidae.